Messenger RNA from Mirounga angustirostris (Northern elephant seal), 954 nucleotides. It is a transcript of the gene TNNI1, whose product is annotated as troponin I1, slow skeletal type. NCBI's taxonomy places the organism in Eukaryota, Metazoa, Chordata, Mammalia, Carnivora, Phocidae. The transcript has 7 exons. Gene Ontology annotation, biological process: skeletal muscle contraction; cardiac muscle contraction. The record is from RefSeq and is a predicted model, not a curated record. The coding region runs from base 74 to 574 and encodes 166 amino acids. Gene Ontology annotation, cellular component: troponin complex.
UCCUGUGGUGGAUGCCUGAAGCGAGAGAAAGCCCAAGAUCACGGCCUCCCGCAAACUCUUGCUGAAGAGCCUGAUGCUGGCCAAGGCCAAGGAGUGCUGGGAGCAGGAGCACGAGGAGCGGGAGGCUGAGAAGGUGCGCUACCUGGCCGAGCGCAUCCCCACGCUGCAGACCCGCGGCCUGUCCCUCAGUGCCCUGCAGGACCUGUGCCGGGACCUGCACGCCAAGGUGGAGGUGGUGGAUGAGGAGAGAUACGACAUUGAGGCCAAAUGCCUCCACAACACCAGGGAGAUUAAGGACCUGAAGCUGAAGGUGCUGGACCUCCGUGGGAAAUUCAAGCGUCCACCACUGCGUCGGGUCCGGGUCUCAGCUGACGCCAUGCUCCGGGCUCUACUGGGCUCCAAGCACAAGGUGUCUAUGGAUCUGCGGGCCAACCUGAAGUCAGUGAAGAAGGAAGACACAGAGAAGGAACGGCCCGUGGAGGUGGGUGACUGGAGGAAGAACGUGGAGGCCAUGUCUGGGAUGGAAGGCCGGAAGAAGAUGUUUGAUGCUGCCAAGUCUCCAACCUCACAGUAGAGGCCGGCUUGCUGCGCUGUGCUCUGGGCUUCCGUUUGCGCUCCUCCCUCCAACCUGGCUCACCUACCUCUCUGCAUCCCACCCGGCCUUUCUGGAGCCUCCCAUCCUGUUCCCACUUCUCCCCUCCAGCCUAAGUGUCCUCCUCUGGAACUGGGAUUCAACAGACACCCAAGAGGACAGAGAGCAGUGUCUGAAGACCUCAUCCUGGCAGGGUGGAGACCCCGGCCAGCCGCGGUGUAGCCAAGCUCAGGAGGAAGAGGUGUGAGAGCACCUUCCCUCUGGCCCCUUGCCACAUCCCUCCACUACUUCUGUGACAUGUAGAGUGCCCCCAGGUAUCACAGCUUUUCCAUUAAAAACCAGAGUCCUGGUCAUUUCUGUAA